AUGGGAGAGUUUCAAUCUUUGGAUCAGCUACCGUUGAAUAUAAUAUUUCAAAUUCUCACGUACUUGAGUAUACAAGACCUGCGGAAUGUUUCACAAACGUGUAAGACUUUGAGGGUACUCUGUAAUGAGAGCAUUGCCUACAAUAAAUAUAUGAAAGAUCCAGCUUGCGGGAACCAGUGGUCAGGAGGGUUUAUCCAUCAUUUGUUGGCUAUGUACAACGAUGAGGGGUUACUGUGUUGUUUUCCUAGCAAAAGAGCUACUAGUGAGACAUUGAGAUAUGUACAAAGUUGUAUGCGGUUAGGAUCACUGAGGUUAAUCACUAUGUUGGGUAGUCUGAGGCCUGGUUCACAAUCAUCUGUAAAAAGAGCUGGUGGUUAUUUUAUUUCGUUAGACGCGGGCGACGACGACAAUGAAUCCUACAAAUUUGGAGGAGACAUUACGUACUUCAGUGAGCAAGAAUUCCAAUGUUAUGAAAGUAUAGAGGAUGCAUCAGCAGAACCAGGCGAUCAAGAAGAUUUGGAAGCUAAUGGAUUAAGAAGGGCUAAGGAUACAGAUAUGGAUAUGGAACCGGAAACGUGCAGGAGCAGUAGUACAGCUCCCCCAAUACCUAGUCUUCUGUUUAAAACCAGCCUAAAAAAAAUGGGUAUGACAAACGGGUUCUACCAACCAGCUUAUCUAACUGCCUUUCCUAGUAAACUAUUCAAGGAGCUGCGACAGAGAGAAGCGGUUACCGAGGGUAAUUCAAUAGACGGAGAGAUGAGCAGUGAUUUAAGACAGCCUGCUACAAUUAAGGGUACUCCUUCGAAAAGGGGAACUCGUCGCUUCAAACUUGGACAGAACGGAGAAGAAGACAAUUUCCUCGGAGAUGACGAACAUGAAACUGACGCUGACGAAGAAGAUGACAGACACAGGCUGACACCAUCCUCAAGAAUGCCCGCUAACUUUAACGUCUCACCCCGUUCCUCGAAUGGCGGCUCGGACAACUCUAUAUUCUCCGACCUCAAACUUACGGACUCAGAACACAGAGCGUGGACAAUGGGCUUUGAAUUAGACCCGCUAUCAGACUCCACUAAUGAACUUGACUCUGGGUCCUCCAGAAGCUUCCUGAAGAAGUUGCAAAAUCCAAUGCGCGUUAGAGAAAAGGCUGUAUUAUUCGAUAUGUUACUCAACAAAGAGGAUAAGCCUGCUCCUCCUAAAGCCCCUGCUUCAGGAGAAGGUACUAAGCGCAAACUAAGGGAUAAUUACAUGCGAGAGAUUGAUCGCCAUAACUCCAAGCCAGCAUUAACUGCUCGAACAAUUGCUGUAUUUGACAACGAAAAGUGCUUAAAGGGAAGGUAUGAAGAUCUAUGGCAGCAAAAAGAAGCCACAGACACUGAUUCCACUCCCACGAUACGACGCAAGAGAAAACAACUUAAAGCAUUUGUGACUGAUGGCAAUAAGAUUUGUUACGAGAGAAUUUAA
Molecule: messenger RNA, 1461 nt
Organism: Eremothecium sinecaudum
Lineage: Eukaryota; Fungi; Ascomycota; Saccharomycetes; Saccharomycetales; Saccharomycetaceae
Gene: MFB1
Product: Mfb1p
Exons: 1
Coding region: 1-1461 (486 amino acids)
Molecular function (GO): protein binding
Source: RefSeq, a predicted model, not a curated record